Messenger RNA from Hipposideros armiger (great roundleaf bat), 782 nucleotides. RefSeq names its product H2B.K variant histone 1 (gene H2BK1). Gene Ontology annotation, molecular function: structural constituent of chromatin; DNA binding; protein heterodimerization activity. The coding region runs from base 1 to 369 and encodes 122 amino acids. The record is from RefSeq and is a predicted model, not a curated record. Gene Ontology annotation, cellular component: nucleosome. NCBI's taxonomy places the organism in Eukaryota, Metazoa, Chordata, Mammalia, Chiroptera, Hipposideridae. The transcript has 2 exons.
AUGAGCGCGGUGCGUGGACAGCAGCAGGCGUCUGGGAGCCGCAGGGGCCGUGGCUCCGGGGACAAGAAGUCCCGGAAGCGUAGCCGGCGCAAAGAAACCUACUCAAUGUAUAUUUACAAAGUGCUGAAGCAGGUGCAUCCUGACAUCGGCAUCUCUUCUAAGGCCAUGAGCAUCAUGAAUUCAUUUGUAAAUGAUGUGUUUGAGCGGCUGGCUAACGAGGCCGCCCGGCUGGCUCAGUACUCGGGCCGGACCACACUGACGUCCCGGGAAGUCCAGACAGCCGUGCGUCUACUGCUGCCCGGAGAGCUGGCCAAGCACGCCGUGUCUGAGGGCACCAAGGCCGUCACCAAGUACACCAGCUCCAAGUGACCCCGGGCCGAACUUAAAUAAAAAGGGUGAACUGCUCCCGUGCACUGUGAUGAUUUGAAAAAUGGACAUGUGAGGUGUGAGUUGGGGCAAGGGUAUAUCAUCACUUUUUAUGGCCACCAAGGUGGAAUAAUACUUAUUCAUACUUUUAAAAAGCUGCUUUCUGUAUGUACCCCAUGAGCGAUGCAUGAUAAAUGUUCUAAUCGGUAGUGAGCUGAGGUAGGACUGGGGGCUGGGUUAGAAUCCUGGGUAUGCUGCCAGCUGUUUCCAUCACGCUCUCUCUGGGGCUGAAAUACCUCCCGUAUGUUAAUUACUCUUCAGGCCAUGGUUUGGGGAUGCCAUUUCCGGCAGCCUGAUAUUUUUGUCCUGUGCCUGGCAUGGGGGCUGGGCAGUCUAUCCUUCAAGACACAAAAAUG